UAUUACUAAACCCCCAAAACAGAAUAAGGUUCAUUCUCUCUCCUCUCAAAAAUGAUGAACCCUAAACCCCCAAUACUGAUUGCUUCAGUCUUAUUCUGCUCAAUCAUUUGCUCAAAUCUUAACCUUAAUCUCUUGCUCGAAUCUUAUUCUGCUCGAUCAUUUGCUCGAAUCUUUUGUUCGAAUCGCUCGAAUCUUCGGUUCGAAUCGCUCGAAUCAUUUGGUCGACUCUUCUGCUAGAAUCACUUGCUCGAAUUUGGAUCGAAUCUGCUCGAAUUGAAAGUUUCAGAAUGGAUAAUGAUAGAAGUUGGAUGCAUGUUGAAGGGUUGAAUGGUAGGCUUCAACCAAGUUACCGAAAUGGUGUUAAAUACUUUCUUGAUUUUGCUUUCAAGGACACUAACCCUAAUUCUGGGGAUAAGAAGAGGUGUCCUUGUUUGAAUUGUCUAAAUUACUUUGACCAUGACCGAGCGACAAUGCGUGUUCAUCUCCUUCAAGUGGAAAUAGACCCUGAUUACAAUCCAUGGGUAUUCCAUGGAGAGGAACAAUCCCUUGACAUCGGUGAGAUGGAGAUGUCCGAGGAGGAAGGUGAUGAGUUAUAUGAUGAAGAUCCUCUUGUAUAAGAAGAGAUGGCUUCUUUGGUACAUGAUGCGACAAAUGUAGUGCCGGAGGAGCACGAUGGGGAUGAAGGGGGUGGAGAUUGUUCUGAGAUUCCCGAUAAAUUUUAUAAAUUGAUGAAAGAUGCAGAAGAAGAGCACAUGCGAUGGCAUAAAGAGAGGCAACAACUUGAUGACAACAUAUUAAGGCACCCAUCCGAUUCAAUGGCAUGGAAGAAGCUUGAUGAAUCAUUUCCGGAGUUUGCAAUCGAUCCACGUAAUGUUAGAUUAGGUCUUUCGACUGAUGGUUUCAAUCCCGGUGGAAAUUUUGGCGCUAAUUACAGCAUUUGGCCAGUGUUUUUGGUGCCAUACAAUCUUCCACCAUGGAUGUGCAUGACAAGUCCAUACAUCAUGUUGUCACUCCUAAUUCCCGGUCCUAAGUCUCCUGGAAUGGAUAUUGAUGUGUUCUUAGAACCAUUGAUUGAUGAACUUCAAGAAUUAUGGGAAGUUGGGGUGAAAACUUAUGAUUCACAUAGUCGACAAAACUUUACAAUGAAGGCAGCCCUAUUGUGGACAAUGAGUGAUUUUCCCGCUUAUGGAAAUUUGUGUGGUUGGAGUACUUGUGGUAAACUUGCUUGUCCAUCAUGUCACAAAGAUACCUCACAUGAGAGAUUGAAGCUUGGAGGGAAAGAAUUCUUUGAUGGCACUCGACGAUUCUUGGAUCCUGAUCAUAGAUGGAGAAUGGAUAGAAAAUCUUUUAAUGGAGAAACAGAAAGGCGACCACCUCAUAUCCCUUUGUCGGGGGAUGAAAUAGUAGAAGCAUUUGAUGGUGUUCCGAAUGUGAUAUUUGGGAAUAAGAGAAAGAGAACUCAAAGAUACUUGUUUGACCAAUGGAAGAAGUUUAGUACCUUCUUUAGACUCCCUUAUAGGUAUUGGAGAGAAAGGUUGAAGGCUGACUAUUUUUCAAAUCGCAAAUCUUUAUUAGAGGCAGAGCGUGCUUUCCCACCUUCAAUAAAACUUGAACAAUGGAAGUGGCUUGUUUAUAACUAUUGGAGCUCUCCUAAGCAGAAGGAAAGGAGUGAGAAGAAUCGGGCUAAUGCUCUUGCAAAGAAGAUCAAGUCGGCAUGUGGUGCGAAAUCAACAGCUCGCAUAAUUUAUGAAUUGGAACUUGAGGCACAAGCUUGUGAAAAUGAGAAUGAGGUCACCGAAAUCAAUGGUUCUAGUUCAAAUGUAACCACUGCAUCCCAAGCUAAUGAUGAUCCCAUGUAUUUAAAGUUAUGGGAGAAGUCAAAGAGGCAUAAAAAUGGGAAGUUUGACGAUGAGGCCGAGGAGAAGUUCAAGGAAUUAAGGGAGUUGCAUGAGAAAGAAAUUGGUGAAAAGGGGGUUGAUAAUCUUACUCUUGAAGAAGCUUAUGUGAAGGUUCUUGGACAUCGUUCAGGUUAUGCCCGUGGUUUUGGCAAAGGGCACCCGGUGUCGUCUAAAGAUGGAAAGAUAGGAAGAGCUGAGCUGGAACAUAAUGUUGAAAAACUACAAAAUGAAAAUAAUAUUAUGCGAGCUGAAUUGGAAGCGUCUAAGAAGAAACAAGAAGACCUAGAACAAAAGCUUCGGUUAAUCAUGGAGAAAAUUGACCUUGAUGCUUAAUAGAGGUAAUAUUUUAUACGAAUUAUCUACACUUAUGAAUUAUCUACUUGCUUAAUAGAGGUAAUAUUUUAGACUCUAGCAUGUCUGUAUCAGUUGCAGAUAACACUUCCCCUGCAACAGUGCUGACUGGUUCUGCUCUUUCAGGGGUUCAUUUGGCUGUUUAUGAGUCUGAUUCUCAGAAGAUCAUUUGGUAUAUGGUUCACUUUUUCUGGACUAUAUGCUGCAUUUUUAUUUGCAAAUUCUGUUUAUGAUGUAGUUGUUUUUAGGAGAGUGAGACAUGUUAAGGUUGUUCAGAAUAAUGAAGGUAGUUCAGAGUAAUGAUCCUAACCUUCAAAUUACCCUUUCAUAGUCAUUAUUAAUAGUGCAAUAAUAUACUAAUUUGUUGCUUUAUUCUUUGAGAUAUGUUCUAUAUACUAAUAUAUUUCUUUAUUAAUUAUUAGAUAUUGUUGAUCAUUUAAUUGCUUAUUGCUGCUAUUUGUUUUUUAUUACAGGUCCUGCCCUUCUGGUUGAUGUACCAAGGGAUAACAACAUAACUGUUUGCAGUUAGGAGAUCAAGUCAAUGUUUUGGGGAUGGAGGACACCAAAAGGCUGGUUGCAAGGAUGAGGAGAUUGUUUGAUAGACAACUUGGUUAAUACUUUUGUAUAUAUUUGCUAUUAUAGAAAACUUGGUUAAUACUUUUGUAUAUACAAAAUUAAAAAUUUAUGCCUAUAGCAUUAAUUAGCACCUAUCAUAGAAAAUUUAUGCCUAUUA
Molecule: messenger RNA, 2982 nt
Organism: Chenopodium quinoa (quinoa)
Lineage: Eukaryota; Viridiplantae; Streptophyta; Magnoliopsida; Caryophyllales; Amaranthaceae
Exons: 6
Coding region: 624-2231 (535 amino acids)
Source: RefSeq, a predicted model, not a curated record